AAAACUGAAGAAAAAAAUGGGGCAUACACUAUAAUUAACCUUGUUUGCAAAAUAAGCCACCCUUUCGUUUGGUUAAGAUGCUUUCUCCGUUCAAAAUACCAGGAACAGCUCAACAUUUUCUAGAAUGUCAAUCAGAAGAAUGCAAAAGUAAUUGUGAAUUUUACUGUAACACUUGCCGUCUGCAGUUAUGUAGGCAAUGCAGAGAUCUUCAUCUAAAGGCUAAAAAAAAUCAGAACCACAAUGUUGUUCUGUACCAGGAACGCACACGGCAACUUCUCGAGAAAUGCAAGAUUCACCCAUCCAAAGAAACUGAUAUGUUAUGUGAUGAAUGCCAAGUUUCGUUAUGUUCCAAAUGUGCCACAUCCCAGGAGCACAAAGGUCACAGCUUCACUGACAUUGAGAAAAUUCAUGCUGAAAAGUUGGCACUAUGGCAAAAGGAAAUCGACAAAAUCCAUGAGUACUAUAUCCCAACGUCACAAUAUUUGCAAAAUGAAAUAAAAGACGAUGCAAAGAACAUAAAGAAGAUAAUAAACAGCAUGAGAGAAUCAUUAAUUGAAGAUGCUGAUUUACUCAGGAGCUUUGUAGAAACAAUUGUUACCGGGAAAAUGAAGCAGAUAGACCAGAUCGAAAGCUCGUUGUUAAAAGAUGUAGAAAUCCAGGAAGAUACAUUCACUAAGUACAUCACUUAUCUCGAUGACAUUGUCAAAGAAUUCAAUUGGUACAUAACGAAUAGAAAAGCAUUGUCAGAAGUCAUGACAAUUCAACCGAUUCCAUGCAUAACAAAACCAGACACACCAGCAUAUAUUGCUCGGAAAUGCAAGAUUGAAGAUGUUGCACAAUUACUUGGUGAAAUAAGCUUUCAUGAAAAACGAACAGAAAGUAGAAAAUUAAAGCCAAUGAAAAUGAUAUCUCAAGCAGACAAAAACAAAGAAGAAUGUCUAAAGAAUAAUGAACAAGCAGAAGGGAAACAAAUAAUAUCUUUAUCACCCUCCAUCGCCAAAAUAAGGAAGUUCAACAUACAUGGUGCUUAUGGUGCUCUUCACCUUUCAAUGAGUAAAGGAGACCGAUUCUGGGUCAGUGACUGGGAUGGAAACCUUGUCCAAAUUGAUCUACAAGGAGGGCAUCAGCUGGAGAAGAUAAAAACAAGUCCUAGAUCUGAAGGCUAUCACACAACGACUAUGGACGGAGAUUUAAUCUUCACAGACAUAAACAAAAAGGUCAUCAGAAGAAUGACACUUAACAACAGGAGCACCUCAUUCAUUAAAACAGGAGAAUGGAAACCAGUCAGUCUAUACUCCUCCAACUCCAACGGGGAUAUACUCGUGGGAAUGGUUAAAGAUAAAGAGGCUAGAAUCACCAGGUAUGACAAGACAGGAAAAGAGAUACAAAACAUACAGUGGGACAGCAAAGCAGAGGAAUUAUAUAGCACUCCAUACUAUAUCACAGAAAACUUGAAUGGAGAUGUUUGUACUUCCGACUUUAGCAAACAAGAGGUGGUGGUUGUGGAUAGAGAAGGGCAGUAUAGAUUCUCUUACAAAGGUAGUCAAGAAUCGGCGUUCUUCCCAAAAGGAAUCUGCACGGAUAUCCUCCUCCACAUUCUGGUGUGUGACUAUUACAGUGAUUCUGUGCACCUCAUUGAUCAGAACGGUCAGUUUUUGUCUUUGCUUAUCACGAGACGAGAUGGAUUGAAGUCCCCGUGCAGUUUGUGUGUGGAUGAUGAAAAUAACCUUUAUGUUGGAAAGCUCACUAAAGGCAUAACAGUGUACAAGUAUCUUCAGUGAUAUUUUUUCUGACCAGCAAUAUAAUAGUUACUUUAUUGAGAGUCUACCCAUUGGGAUGAUAUCAGAUAUGAAUAAUUUAUGAAUAAUUAUCUAUUAAACUUUAAUAAAGAUAUGCUGCAACAUUCGAAUCUGCACUGCGGUGUCACAAGAGGCAUUUCCACAAGGACAAAUAUUUCUAUCAUU
Molecule: messenger RNA, 1964 nt
Organism: Saccostrea cuccullata (small rock oyster)
Lineage: Eukaryota; Metazoa; Mollusca; Bivalvia; Ostreida; Ostreidae
Exons: 2
Coding region: 78-1781 (567 amino acids)
Biological process (GO): proteasome-mediated ubiquitin-dependent protein catabolic process; negative regulation of translation; protein polyubiquitination
Molecular function (GO): zinc ion binding; translation repressor activity; ubiquitin protein ligase activity
Source: RefSeq, a predicted model, not a curated record